Molecule: messenger RNA, 1098 nt
Organism: Drosophila willistoni
Lineage: Eukaryota; Metazoa; Arthropoda; Insecta; Diptera; Drosophilidae
Gene: Gr10b
Product: putative gustatory receptor 10b
Exons: 2
Coding region: 1-1098 (365 amino acids)
Biological process (GO): sensory perception of taste
Cellular component (GO): membrane
Source: RefSeq, a predicted model, not a curated record
AUGCAAGUGGAUAGGUUAUGCAAGUCUCUGGCACGCCGAUGGCUGCUUAUCUGCGGUUUACUGGGCAUGACAAGUUAUUAUUAUAGCAGGAAACGUCAUCAAUUGGUACGUUCCACCUGGUUGAGGAUCUACAGUGGAUUAGCGCUCUGCUUCUCUAUAGGCGGCUAUUAUUUUUACUUUACCCAUGGCCAGAAAUACUUUAUACCAUCUUAUUUUCGGCACUUCGAAUUACUCAAUGUGAUUUGCACUAUUAAUAUGAGUCUGCAUUUGGUAGUUAUAGUCGCUCAAUCGGUUCAGCGUCUGACAAACGAGAAGGAAAUAUGUCGUCUGUGUAAUCAAUUGAUGUCACUCUGUCGGAUGUGGAAGCUAAAGCAUUCAUUCAAUUCCACCUGCAAAGUCCUGUUGCUGACCAAGGCAUUUACCUAUGUACAUCAAGUCACCAGUUCACUGGUUGGGAUACUCAUUGUGAUCGAGUCACGACGUCUCACACGGAUGGACAUUUUCUGCAAUUUAUAUUAUAUCUUCAAUUUCAAUAUAAUGUUCUCUCACAUGUUGGCCUACAUGCUCAUACUGCUGCAAUUGGCCGAGACCAUGAGAUUGAAUGCUGCCGAUGGAAAUUUGCAAUUCUGGACUAAAUUGUGUCGGCAGGCGAAGCUGUCGCUUAUGACGCGCCGGAUUCAUCAGUUGUUUGCCCUCGAAAUAGUCAUCGUCCUGCUGGCACAUCUAUUUUUUAAUACAUGUACCUUCUACUUGGCCUAUAUGAUAACCAGAGAUGGUCAAUACUGGAAUAUCAAAGUGCAGCUAACAAUCUUCUCCUUUCUAAUUAAGUUGUUGGACAUUUUACUAAUUCAAUUAGUUUGUGAGUAUCUGUUAGCCGAGGAAAAGCAACUAUUUCGGCAGCUUAACUCCUUGGAAUUCCAAAUCGAUACAGGAGAGGUGGCCCAGCUAAUGCAUGCCACGGUCUCCUCGAAGUGUCCUCCUAAACAUGUCCUGGGCAUGUUUAGCCUGGACAAACGUUGCGCCUUCAAUAUCAUGAGCAGCAGCCUCGGUUAUGCCAUCCUAAUAAUGCAAAUUGGAUAUAUAUAUCGGGAGAUAUAA